GCUAGUUACAGAUAAGGUUAUAUCAAAUUAUAUCACAUUCUUUUGGUUAAUAAGGAUAUUAUUUUAUUUAUCGUAUGACAAAACACGUUGAUUGAUUGAUACACACACAAUCGACUUUCUGAAGACUUUUAGACACUUAUUGUUGAAUUAAUCAACACAUUUAUUUGGCGUAUCAUUCCGUUCACAGCAAGUUUGUUACAUAUAUUUAGACGGGCUGUUGCCAGUCUAUUUUUACCACAUGUUAAACAUACGAGAUCGAUGGACCGGCAAAGUAUGUCGAUAUUAAUUUAUGUAUUUGUACUUUUGGCAAUUUUUACCGAUCAUUUAUGUGAGGAGCAAUUUUGUUCGGCAAAUAACGCAGAAUUCUGUAAAGGAAACGAGAUAGAUCGUCAGAAAGGAUCAUUUUACACGGAAGCAAUAAAUGAAAAAUAUAGGAAAUAUUUAGUGGCGAUCGAAAAAGCAGAGCAAAGUUACAAAGAAUGCAAUAACACGAAACAUGAUUGCUUUAAAGAUGUGAUUGUAAGAGAUCUAAAGCCUUUUAAAAUGAAAGGCAUAGGUGAAGAAAUGAUAGAAGCUGCUAAAACUAGGGGUACAUUUUAUCAAGUUAUCGAUGGUAAAUUAUAUCGAGAAAGAAAUUGUAUGUUUCCAGCCAGAUGUGCUGGAAUUGAACAUUUUUUAUUAAAGGUAAUUGGUAAUUUAUCAGACAUGGAUUUAAUUAUAAAUACCAGAGACUAUCCUCAAUCCAGUGAAUAUUUUGGAAAUGCCAUGCCUAUUUUUUCAUUUAGUAAGACACCACAAUAUCAUGAUAUUAUGUAUCCAGCAUGGGCAUUUUGGGAAGGUGGUCCAGCCAUUUCGUUGUAUCCCCGUGGUCUCGGCAGGUGGGAUCAACACCGUAAAUCAUUGAAUAAGGCGAGUUUGGAGAUUCCAUGGGAAAAGAAAAAGAGUAAAGCAUUCUUUCGUGGAUCUAGAACGAGUUCAGAACGUGAUAACUUGAUAUUACUAAGUCGCAAUAAAUCUCAUUUGGUGGAUGCUCGAUACACUAAGAAUCAAGCAUGGAAAUCCAAUGAGGACACUUUGCACAUGGCACCAGCAUUGGAGGUAUCUUUGGAAUCACAUUGCGCAUACAAAUAUUUAUUCAACUUCCGAGGUGUGGCAGCUUCGUUUCGGCACAAGCAUUUAUUUUUAUGCCGAUCAUUAGUAUUUCACGUCGGCGAAGAUUGGUUUGAAUUUUAUUAUCAUGCUAUGAAACCAUGGAUUCAUUAUAUACCUGUUUCUAAAAAUGCAGAUCAGAAAGAAUUGCAGGAUUUGAUUGAAUUUGCAAAGAACAAUGAUAAUGUAUCAAAAAAGAUUGCUUAUCGCGGAAGAGAUUUUAUAUGGAAUAAUUUGAAAAUGUCAGACAUUUUAUAUUUUUGGAAACAACUUCUUAAAAGUUAUGCUAAACUUUUGACAUAUAAACCAGUAUUAAAAAAAAUCUCAUAAACGUUGCAACAAAACAGUAAAUACAAUUGUGAUAAUUUGUAUAAUAUUGUACAUUGAGUUGCAUAAUAUCUUUUUGAGUAAUAACAACUAA
Molecule: messenger RNA, 1570 nt
Organism: Pogonomyrmex barbatus (red harvester ant)
Lineage: Eukaryota; Metazoa; Arthropoda; Insecta; Hymenoptera; Formicidae
Product: O-glucosyltransferase rumi homolog
Biological process (GO): positive regulation of Notch signaling pathway; protein O-linked glycosylation
Cellular component (GO): endomembrane system
Molecular function (GO): UDP-glucosyltransferase activity; UDP-xylosyltransferase activity
Source: RefSeq, a predicted model, not a curated record